Molecule: messenger RNA, 873 nt
Organism: Esox lucius (northern pike)
Lineage: Eukaryota; Metazoa; Chordata; Actinopteri; Esociformes; Esocidae
Gene: ift27
Product: intraflagellar transport 27 homolog (Chlamydomonas)
Exons: 7
Coding region: 128-688 (186 amino acids)
Cellular component (GO): Golgi apparatus
Molecular function (GO): GTPase activity; GTP binding
Source: RefSeq, a predicted model, not a curated record
AACGCGUCGUGUCCAUGUUGCUGUGGCGGAAGGAAGGUUCCGGAGUGUAAACCAACAAAACAGCUAUUGGAAGGAGUUCGUUUCGGACUUUUACCCAAUAUAUUUAAAUAUUAUUUUGCAACCUAACAUGGUGAAAUUAAGAGCCAGGUGCCUUCUUGUUGGGGACCCAGCGGUGGGGAAAAGUGCCCUCUGUCAUAUGUUCCGGAGUGAUGGCGCGCACUUCCAGAAGAACUACAGUAUGACAGCUGGUGUGGAGCUGCUGGUGAAGUCAAUAAGCAUCCCAGAGACCAGAGACAGUGUGGAGCUGUACAUCUUUGACUCUGCUGGGAGGGAAACCUUUGUUGAAGCAUGUGAAAAGUUGUGGGGCCAGCCAUCGGUGCUGUGUCUGGUGUUUGAUGUGAGCAGUGAGCCGUCCUUUACUAGCUGUGGCCGCUGGCUGGAGAGGGUCAGGGCCCACUGCCCGGACAGUCACAUCCCAGGUGUGUUGGUGGGUAACAAGUCAGACCUGUCCUCACGGAGGGAAGUGGAGACCUCUGUGGCCCUGGAGUGGGCCCAAAGCCAGGGGCUGGAGUACUGCGAGACAUCCACUAAGGAGAUGGAGAACUGUGAAGCGCCUUUCCUGACUCUAGCCCAGGCAUUUCAUGCUUCCUACCAAGACAGACUUCAGACGAUACAGAACCUUACCUAACGUUCUACAACAAGGCUCAACGUUCUACAAAAAGCCUCAGCGUUCUACAACAAGAUCAUAAAUUCAGCUUACAUACUACGAUAAUUACCUUUUACAUUCUUUAUGUUGUCUGUCAGAUGCUGGAGAAUGGUGAUAUAUAUAAAAAAAAAAAUUAUGUACACAUUUAUAAUCUGACCUUGAAUAAA